Messenger RNA from Cygnus atratus (black swan), 9520 nucleotides. It is a transcript of the gene TBCD, whose product is annotated as tubulin folding cofactor D. Lineage: Eukaryota; Metazoa; Chordata; Aves; Anseriformes; Anatidae. Gene Ontology annotation, molecular function: beta-tubulin binding; GTPase activator activity. Bases 122 to 3715 code for a protein of 1197 amino acids. The record is from RefSeq and is a predicted model, not a curated record. Gene Ontology annotation, cellular component: lateral plasma membrane. The transcript has 40 exons. Gene Ontology annotation, biological process: post-chaperonin tubulin folding pathway; tubulin complex assembly; microtubule cytoskeleton organization.
GGGGCCGCGGAGCCGUCCCUGCGCCUUUCGGCCCGCGCGGCGCACCGUAGCAGGCAGCCUGCGGCCGGCGGCGCGCGGGGAACGGAGCGGGGAGCGCGGCGGUUGCCAGGGUGCCGCCGCCAUGGCUCUGGGCGAGGCGGACGCGUUGGGCCCCGAGGCGGAGGAGAGCAGGGCCCAGGAGCUGGACGUGAUCGCCCGCGGGAGCGCCCUGGAGAGCUUCACGGAGAGCCAGGAGGUGCGGGGGCUCGUCGGGGGCCUGGCGGCCGUGUGCGGGGACCGGACGGCUCGGGAAACGGCCGUGGAGAAGUUCAUAGUUAUCAUGGACAAGUACCAGGAGCAGCCUCACUUGUUGGAUUGCCACUUAGAAUGGAUGAUGAAUUUGUUGCUGGAUAUAAUACGGGAUAGUGCAUCUCCUUCUGAGCUAUUUCAUCUGGCUUUUAAAUUUCUUUACAUCAUUACAAAGGUGAGAGGAUACAAACGUUUCCUCCGAUUGUUUCCUCAUGAAGUUGGUGAUUUACAGCCUGUUUUGGAUAUGCUUGUGGACCAGAAUCCAAAAGACUGCGAGACUUGGGAAACUCGUUACAUGCUUUUAUUAUGGCUCUCCAUGAUAUGCUUGAUUCCUUUUGAUCUGGCCCGGUUUGAUGGAAAUACUGCUUCUGAAGAGCACACUCGCAUGCCAACAAUGGAUCGCAUACUUAAAGUAGCAAAAUGUUACUUGGUUGUCAGCGAUAAGGCUCGAGAUGCAGCUGCUGUACUGGUUUCAAAAUUUAUUGUUCGCCCUGAUGUCAGGCAAAAAAGGAUGGCAGAUUUUCUGGACUGGACUCUUUCAAUGUUAUCUAAAUCCUCCUUUCAGACUAUGGAGGGGACUGUUGUUACGAAUGGCAUGCUGCAGGCUCUGGCACAGUUAUUUAAACAUGGCAAAAGAGAAGACUGUUUACCUUAUGCUGCUACUGUACUUGAGUGUCUUGAUAACUGCAAGCUAUCAGAAAGUAAUCAGAUGGUUCUUCGCAAGCUAGGGAUGAAACUUGUUCAACGACUUGGACUGACAUUUGUGAAACCAAAGGUAGCGAAGUGGAGGUAUCAGCGUGGCUGUCGGUCUCUGGCUGCCAAUCUGCAAGCUAAGGGUUCAGUUACGCAGAGUCAAAUGAUAAAUGUUGCUGCUAAUGAAGCUGAGGAUGAAGAGGCAUAUGACAUUCCAGGAGAGAUUGAAAACGUUGUAGAGCAAUUGUUGGUUGGACUGAAAGACAAAGAUACUAUUGUCAGGUGGUCUGCAGCAAAAGGAAUUGGUAGAAUAACUGGAAGACUUCCAAAAGAAUUAGCAGAUGAUGUGGUUGGGUCUCUGUUGGAUUGUUUUAGUUUUCAGGAAACAGACAAUGCAUGGCAUGGUGGAUGCCUGGCUCUGGCUGAAUUAGGCAGAAGAGGAUUGUUACUCCCUUCCCGGAUCUCAGAUGUGGUUCCUGUCAUUUUGAAAGCUCUGACGUAUGAUGAGAAGAGGGGAUCAUGCAGCGUGGGUUCCAAUGUGAGAGAUGCAGCAUGCUAUGUGUGCUGGGCCUUUGCUCGUGCUUAUGAUCCCUCAGAACUGAUUCCGUUUAUUAACCAGAUUUCAAGUGCGUUGGUUAUUGCUGCAGUAUUUGAUCGUGAUGUUAAUUGCAGAAGAGCUGCUUCUGCUGCCUUCCAGGAGAAUGUUGGGAGACAGGGCACUUUUCCGCAUGGCAUAGACAUUUUAACUGCAGCUGAUUAUUUUGCUGUUGGUAACAGAGUUAACUGUUAUCUGACUAUCAGUGUGUAUAUUGCUGGUUUUCCUGAGUAUACACAACCAAUGAUCGAUCAUUUAGUUAACAUGAAGAUUAACCACUGGGAUAGUGUUAUUCGAGAACUUUCAACUAAGGCUCUGCAUAACCUUACUCCACGGGCUCCUGAAUACAUGGCAAAUGUGGUUUUGCCAAGACUGCUACCUUUAUCAGUGGGCACAGAUCUGCACACACGCCAUGGGGCAAUUCUUGCCUGUGCUGAGAUCACCCAUGCACUGUGUAAACUAGCAGAAGAGAAUAAUAGAUCUGUAACAUACUAUUUCAAUGAAAAAUCAUUGGAGGGACUGAAGCAAAUCCAUCAAGAGCUUUGCAGUCGACAGUUGUACAGGGGUUUAGGUGGAGAACUGAUGAGACCAGCUGUCUGCACUUUAAUUGAAAAGUUGUCACUAUCAAAAAUGCCAUUUAGAGGAGAUCCAAUAAUUGGGGGCUGGCAGUGGUUAAUAAAUGACAGUCUAAGAAGUCUCCCUCUUGUUUCAAGCACUGCACGACAGCAUAUAAAGGGAUCUGCAGUCUCUGCACUGGCAGCAUUGUGUAAUGAGUAUUACAUCAAUGAAAAGGGAGAAGCUGAUCCAGCUCUACAGGAUGAGCUGGUGACACGGUACAUUUCAGGACUACAAAACACUGAGGAAAUGAUUCGUUGUGGCUUUUCACUAGCUCUUGGGGCCCUUCCAAGAUUUCUGCUAAAGGGCAGGCUCCAACAGGUUUUGGAAGGUUUGAAAAAAGCUACCAUAAUUUCCCCUCAAGAUGUGAGCUUUGCACAAUCCAGAAGAGAUGCCCUAAUAGCAAUUGCAAAGGUUUGCCAGACAGUAGGCGUAAAGGGAGAAGGAUCUCAGGAAGAAUAUGUCUGCAAAGACAAUGUUACUCAGAUUUAUGCUACGCUACUUAAUGGUGUGACUGACUACACCACAGACAGCCGAGGAGAUGUUGGAGGAUGGGUACGUAAAGCUGCUAUGACAAGUUUAAUGGAAGUGACGCUUUUGCUGGUUCAGAAUGAAGCAGAGUUAAUUAAUGCCAACAUUUGCAAACAGAUUAUGUGCUGGCUGGCCCAACAAGCAGCUGAGAAAAUUGAUAAAUUUCGAGCUCAUGCAGGAUCUGUGUUCCUUACUCUUUUACAUUUUGACCGUCCUCCAGUUCCACACAUACCUCAUCGAGAAGAGCUAGAGAGGAUAUUUCCAAGGUCAGAGACAGAAACUCUAAACUGGAAUGCCUCAUCAGAAGCUUUCCCUCGAAUCACCCAGCUUUUGGGUUUGCCAACAUAUCAAUACUAUGUGCUUUUGGGUCUUUCAGUGUCUGUUGGUGGAUUAACGGAGACAACGCUCAGGUACUCUGCCCAGAGCCUUUUCGAGUACAUGAAGAAAAUCCAGAAUGAUUCCAGUGAUAUGGAGAGUUUUUGUGAAACAUUACUCAAGGUCUUUGAGGACAACCUGCGGAAUGACCGGGUGUCUGUACCUCUCCUGACAAUGCUGGACCAAAUGCUGGCAAACGGCUGUUUCGAUAUAUUUACCAUGCAAGGGAACCAUCCAUUUCCAGUGAAGCUAUUUACCCUUUGUAAAGAAGAGAUCAAAAGAUCCAAAGACAUCCGGAAACUUCGCUCCAGCAUAGGAGUGUUUUGUGGCCUGAUUCAAUUUGAAGGAGACAUGAGAGAGAAAGUUCUGUUUCAAUUGUUUCUCCUCCUUUGCCAUCCGUUUCCUGUAAUACGGAAAACAACAGCCAGUCAGGUUUAUGAAAUGUUGAUAACCUACAGUGAUAUAGUGGAUCCUGCCAUUAUGGAUGAGGUUAUGACCAUACUCAGUGAUACCAACUGGGAAGCUGAACUAACAGUAGUAAGAGAGAAACGUAACCACCUCUGUGAUCUCAUGAAAGUGCCCAAACCACAGCUAGUAUCCAAGAGUUCAGCACAAUAAAGUUGCAGGCACUGACUGCUGCUUUGCAAACUGAAGCUCUUGGUUCAGGUGCCCUUAGGACUGAAAGAGUUUGUGCUGCGGCAUCUUGACAAACUGGAUUCUCAGCAUGAGCUGCGAAGUACACUGUUUAACAAAAAUAAGAGGCAGAGAUUAUGUCUUACAGCAUUGUGCAGAUAUGCCAUAGGAAGGCAACAAAGAUUCAUUAUGUUCUCCAUUUUUUAAAUUCAUUAUCUGUAGCCACCAGAUGGCAGUUUGUCUUCAUACUUCUGUCGCAAUUGACCUGUUGGGUUUUAGUGUUUUUUUUUUUUUUUUUUUUGCUGUCAAUGAUUUACACUUCUACAGUUCUGAAUGGAGCCACCAUUCAACCUGUGCUUGCUGUACACACAUCAAGUAUUAAACCUGACUUGGCUGCACUCCUCUCUUAACUUUUUUUUUUUUCUUGAGAUAAGAAUGGCCAUGCUUAUUGAUACGUUACCUUCAGGAAAAUUUCAUUAUAGCUAUAGAUAAAUAUGGCAUUCUUACACCAAAGUCAAACAAAAAAUCCAGGUUUUGCUUCAGCUAACAUCAAAGCAUCGUCUAAUAGCUCUUCCUAUAACUAAAUAAAGCAAAUGUAGUAAAGUAGCUCUAGGGACUGAAACUUCAUUUUUUUCCUUGAAGAAUACAGAGGUGAAUCAGUACUACAGGGAACUGCUAGGAAUUCAGAAUAUUCCUUAUUGACUACAAAAUGAAAUGGCUGUAACAUUUAUCUUUAAGACUACUGUGAUUGUAGGGCAAAUGCACAGGUAACAUGAUAUUGUAAUUACAUCUUGGUUUUUGUGUUUUUAGUUAAUCCUGCUAUCUCAGCCCUUCAAGUAGAAUAGCAAUUUAUAUAUAUAUAUAUACAUCUAUGAACGUUUGAAAGUUAAAAUUCAGGAGGAAGAGCUAAAACCAAACCACUUUCUCUGUGAAGUACCUGCUACAAACAGCAGCAAUUGUUUAACGCGUCUCACUGUCUUGCUCUAAGAUUUUUUAUUAUUGAAGAAGAUGAUAAUGUAAUUCGUCAUGUAUAAUUUAACACUUUUUGAGUAUACAUGCAACCUGCACUGGCAGAUGAAAUUCAGGGCAGAUGGGUGUUGUUCUCUGACUAACUAUUAAACAAACGCACACUCAGUGGCUGCAUGCACCAAAGGAGCCACUUGCAGGCAGUACUGCAGAAGUACUCACGAUCCCCUAGCCUAUGGUGUUAGGCAGUGUCAUUACUUUCCUUAUAGAAUGUACUAGAAAUGAUGAUACGUGCGCUACUUUUCACAGUCCUGAACUAGAGGCUGCCAUGCUUUAAUCUCAGUACUAGUAGCAGGCAGAGCUUUACCUCGCAAUGCACCAGCUGUUGCUCUCUGUAGCAGGGAAUAAGCCAAUAGCAGGGAACAGUUGAGGGCCCCAAACAGUGUUUGACAGAACACUCUACAUGUCCGUUGGUUAUAGGCUUUGCUUGGUGCAUUUUUAAGCCUUCCCUAUGGUAACAGUCCUCUUGUAGUCUUAUGGCCUGUAUUUGAUGAUUACUUGAAUUAGAAAUACAAUUUAACAAUCAGAGUUUGGUAGACAAGUGUUGUGCAAUAGUAAAAUGAGUAAAUACCAUUAUCAAUGGCAUAACUAGGAGGUCCCUUAAAAGGGAGUUACUCAGAGCAAGGAUUAAAUUAAUGAGGCACAAAUUACCAAAAAAGAUCUAAAUCUCUGAACACUUUGGUCUUCCUACACACACACACACACACACACACAUACAGAAUAACACACAGAGCUUCAAUGUCACUGCCUUACCUUGGUUUUUAGUUAAAAUGAUGAUAAUCCACACCUUCCUUCAAGUUCAGCAUAUUCAAGUUUGUUUCGAAUGCUCCUCCUGUCAAAUCCUAUGGGGUGGGGGGGGGGUGGAAAUCAACCAGACAAAUUUAUUUCAGGUUGUAACAGCUUUUGGUAAUUUGUUUUUUUUUUUCAGCCCACAGACAGAAAGUCCAAUUUGCAGAGCUAAACAUAAAUAAAACAAGGCUUAGAAAUGUUUCCAUUCAAAAAUUAAGUUUACGGUAAGAAAUUAGUGUUCAUGUUAGUAUCUUUGGGUGUGUGUAGGGGGAUGUUAGACAACUCAUUCCAAUGCAGUCGAGAACACAGGGAACUACACUGAGAGAGCACUGGAGAUAAACAUCUGCAACUCUGGCAUAUUUUGUUUUCCAAUUUGCAGAGAACGGACCAAGGGAAUGAGGUUGCCAAAACAGUGAUUUUUGUAGAUUUUGAACAAUGAUUAGCCUGGCUGAUGAAACAAACCUUUCAUCAAGCAACUGAAAUACUUUGCGUAGGUAAAGGUAUUUCCUUUUAAGCUGCUGUUGCAUUAGCUGAACAGGAGCCUGGUAGGUUUGCUCCAUGAGUCAUUUUUGAAGGCAGUGAAAUAGACCCUAACACGAAUGUGAUGUCAUUACAAAACAUGUCAACGUCAGCGUUUCUGAGUAUUUCUACAUUGGCCUCCUCUACUGGCUUCCUCCUUAAGUCUGCUCCAGGAAUGUCACAAGAAAUGAAUUAACUAUAGCUGUAGGUAAACAAAUUUACUUCAGUGUUCUUUUGGUUGGUUCAGAGCUGCCAUAUUGAAGUUGUAACAAGGCACACCAGGAAGUUAUGAAAACAGAACCCAACCCAAACUGGAAUUAAAGGAGCUGGAAUGCUGGACUUUGGCAUUCUGGAAUAACUGGAUUCAAAAGAAAUUGCUCAGGGAUCUUUUAUGAACCUGAGAUCAGAAACUAAGGGUUCUAAUGUACAUAGAGGACUUCUUGCAUAUCCAGCUUCCCAGCUUGGCCCCAUCAGCUGAACUGCUUGUAAACAUACUCACGUAGUAGCUGCGUGUUUGUUUCUUGGAAGCCUUCCAUUCAAGGAACAAGGCUAUCUCACCAGUCAGUCCAACUACAAAACAAGCUGACCUGUCCCCUCCAAACUGCUUCAUUGUUUCUCCUGCUUGAAUUUAUACAUGAAAGGAAAUGCUGCAUGAGUAUAUUUCAUAUCUCUUGCUCAACCCAGCAUGCCAUGCCUCAAGAGCAGAGAUUACCUCCCCUCUCUGCUAUGCCGUUCUCAUAUAUCUGCCACAAUCUUCUUUUUGCACUGGUAAUGCCAAAAUAUAUGAAGACAACAUUAUCUGAUCCAGAACAUCAACAAAAACCACCACAGUCAUAAAAUUACUUGAGCUCUGAUGUUUAGUAACAAUUAAAAGAACAGUGAUAAUAGCUAAUGAAUUGUCGAAGAGCAGCGAGGGCCCACAGGAGUAGACUUUUUAAGCAAGGGCCUCACCUAGGUAACGUGUUUCUUAUCUGAUUGAUAAGGCCCUGAGUGGGAAAGAUGUUGAGUACUUUUUUUCUACUUCUUGAAAUUAAGAAUACUUGACAGUAUUUAAGUUCUCUGAAGCACCCGGUCUGAGUUUUGCAAUUCAGUUCAAAUCUCAAACUGCCAUUGGUCCAUGUGCAAAACUCGUGUCAACAGGGAAUUCUAGUUAGAAAUGCAGGCAUUGAUCAUGACCUUUAGUCUCCACUAAUGAUUUCAUAAACCCAAGAUUACCCAAGUUAGCACAUAGGGUAUGGAACAGUUCUGAUUGGCUUGCUGAACAAUCAACCUGCUCUAAAGAAGGGUUAAAAUUAAAAAUGAGCCCAGAUGUGAUAUCAAGCAGGAGAGUUAAAAACAAAUCUUCCAUUCCCAGAGCGCAAGACUGAGUUGACAGAACAAGGCAGGGUUUUAGAAUAACUGGUCUAACAGUGAAUUUACUGAAAACUUUCCACAAUCCAACUAGUUUAAUUACUGAGACAGAAUACUAGAAAAUCCCUUUCAUUUCAAGCACUUGGAAUUCAUGCCAAAACAGGGUACAAUAAGUGAUUUCUAAGCAUUUUGCUUUUACCUCAAAGCAAGAGAAAAUACACAGUGCAAACCCUUAGAUGAAGUGGUACUGCAGGCUGCUACACAAUUCUGACAAGCCAAAGCCACGAUUUUAUGCUCCUGAGCAAAAACUUCAAAACACACACACGCAGUGCACAGACUUCCAGCUUACAGCCUUUGUGAAGCCAUUUUAAAAGCUUUUUUUUAAAACUGAGCAAAAAUCAAACAGAACGACUGCUUUUUCAAAAAUGAUUUUAUGUGGCAACGAAGUAAUGCCAGUGCUAGCAAAGGACUGCCAGAAAAAAUAAAUAAGCAAACACUGCUUCAAGUACAUGGCCAUCAGAGUCAUUUCUUGCAAACAACCCACUUAAUUAAUAAACAUAUCUAAUCGUCGAAAUUACCCUCUUAGCACUGCUUAUAAACAGGCAGGUUUUUGUCUGUACCAAAACUAAAAAUGUGAGUGGCAAAACAAAAAACAAUAAGGCCCCAGAACACUUUCUUCCUCAGAAGGAUGUUGACAACUUUAUAUUGGUAAAUAAUAAUAACUUCAGAAGUCUGCAAUGUUUAGGAACUUGUUAAUGACUUCUGUUUAAGAAAUUGCCUAAGAGGCUGUGCAGCCAGUUCUGCAUUACAGAAACGUCCAGCUGUUCCACACAACAUCGAACCAGUUCCAAGGAGAGCCUCCAGCUAGGUUGCAUGGGUUGCGUUGGCAUCUGUCUGCACAAGAAAUGUCAUUUUCACUGUUUGUUUUUUUUUGGUAUGCUUGCUGCAUGACCUGAAACAGAGCUGGGUAAACUUACUUACCCUAGAUAGUUUGAAAAUACAAACUGUAACCUCGCAAACACAUGAAUUGUUUUUCCCCACGUGGUACACACAAGGAUAGCAGCCUUUUUGCAGAGGAAUUUUAGGUUUCUGAUUGUGGUAAUGUCUUUCGCAUCAUCUUGGGACUUUAACUCAUAACAGCAACUUCUUUUUUUUGCACAGUUCCAUGUGAUAAAUCUCAGUGAAUUGCACCAGAGAGGCAGAAACAGCUAUCACAAAGUAUAAAACGUUUUUCAUUUUAUGCAGUCUUAAUAUUUAUGUACAUAGCCCCCAUCCUACUUUUUUCUGUGCUCCCAAUUAGAAAAAAGCAUGCUGGAAGGGGAAGUGUAGGAGUGGUGAUUAAAGAAAAGAACUGGAAGUUUUGGUUUUAGCUGUUCCUUCAGAAGUAGGCUGCACAGAAAGCAAGGCAAGUUCAGUCUAUAAACACAGCAAGGACUAACCCGCGGCGUUAUACUUGGCCUGCACAAUGGCAACGCAGAUGAAUGAAAGUUCAAUACUCUGCUCUUCUCAGCCCGUUUAGAAACCAUUUCCUUUAGUGGUAAGACCUAGAAGUUUGAAAGCUGCUACAGACAGGAUAUCUGAAUAUUUUAAACCACAGACAUUUAUCAGCAUGUUUUGUUUUGGUAGAAGACUACUUUCCAUGACAAAACUAGAACUGAAAAGUGUGGCAAUUUCAAUCCAGGCACAACCUUGCAAGUACUAAGAAUAGGGUUUUGGGGAUUCUGCCUGCCUCCACAAAGACUCAUAAUAGUAAUAAAAUACAGCAAGUAUGACAGUGGCUGAAAGAGGUUGCCAGAACUCUUCAUCAAGAUCAACUGCACAGCCCAAUGGUAGCAAUAGGGAGGGUUCAGCAAACUUGAUUCUGGAGGGGGGGCUCAGAACAGUGCUGCUUGCUUCAUUAGACCCUCUAAGUCCUUUUCUCUCUUUACUGGGUUUUACACUUCCUACACUUUGUUGCAGAUAUCUAUUUUUUUUAUUUAUUUUUAUUUUUAUUUUUUUAUUUUUUUUAUUUCUUUCUAACAUUGUGGUUUCUCAUGUGAUAACAGUUAAAGAAAUACUUGGUUUCAGCUCUUUGUUUUGUUAAUAAAGUCUUUGUCCUUCUAAUAA